AUGGAAUCAGGAAAUCAAACUCUUGCUCCAAAAUUUAUCCUACUAGGACUCUCCCAAGAAGCAAGACUGCAGCCUCUCCUCUUUUGGCUAUUCCUCUCUGUGUACCUGAUUACUUUCAUUGGAAAUCUUCUCAUCAUCAUGGCCAUAAUCACGGACUCCUAUCUCCACACUCCCAUGUACUUCUUUCUCUCCAACCUAUCUUUUGCUGACAUCUGUUUCACUUCCAUCACUGUCCCAAAGAUGCUGCUCAACAUCCAGAUGCAGAGCAAAGUCAUUACAUUUGAAGGCUGCCUCUACCAAAUGUACUUUUUCAUGCUUUUUGGAGGAUUAGACAACUUUCUCUUGACAGCAAUGGCUUAUGAUCGAUUUGUGGCCAUCUGCCACCCCCUGCACUACAUGGUCAUCAUGAACCCCAAGUUCUGUGGUGUCCUGCUUCUUGCCUCCUGGUUACUGAGUAUUCUGGAUUCUCUAUUACAUACCUUAAUGGUUUUACGACUGUCUUUUUGUACACAACUAGAAAUUCCUCACUUCUUUUGUGAACUUAAUCAGGUGAUCCAACUUGCUUGUUCUGAUACCUUCCUCAAUGAGCUAGUGAUAUAUUUUACAGCAGGACUGCUGGGUAUCAUUCCUCUCACUGGCAUAGUCUUCUCUUACUGUAAGAUUGUAACCUCUGUUUUGAAAAUCUCAUCAGCUAGUGGCAAGUAUAAAGCUUUUUCCACAUGUGGGUCUCACCUCUCAGUUGUCUCCUUGUUCUAUGGUACAGGACUUGGAGUGUAUCUCAGUUCUGCUGCUACCGAAAACCCCAGGGAAAGUGCAAUAGCCUCAGUGAUGUACACUGUGGUCACACCCAUGCUGAACCCCUUCAUCUACAGUCUGAGGAACAAGGACAUAAAGCAGGCCCUUGUUAAACUCUUCAACUGA
Talpa occidentalis (Iberian mole) is the source of this 921-nucleotide messenger RNA. Its product is annotated as olfactory receptor 7A5-like. The record is from RefSeq and is a predicted model, not a curated record. Gene Ontology annotation, biological process: G protein-coupled receptor signaling pathway. Lineage: Eukaryota; Metazoa; Chordata; Mammalia; Eulipotyphla; Talpidae. Gene Ontology annotation, cellular component: membrane. Gene Ontology annotation, molecular function: olfactory receptor activity; G protein-coupled receptor activity. Bases 1 to 921 code for a protein of 306 amino acids. The transcript has a single exon.